Messenger RNA from Haliaeetus leucocephalus (bald eagle), 1011 nucleotides. It is a transcript of the gene NEK3, whose product is annotated as NIMA-related kinase 3. Gene Ontology annotation, molecular function: ATP binding; protein kinase activity. The transcript has 10 exons. The record is from RefSeq and is a predicted model, not a curated record. Gene Ontology annotation, biological process: protein phosphorylation. Bases 1 to 1011 code for a protein of 336 amino acids. Lineage: Eukaryota; Metazoa; Chordata; Aves; Accipitriformes; Accipitridae.
AUGAAAUUUUUCCACAUUCAGCAGAAGCAGAACAUUGAUAUAUGGUCUCUGGGAUGUAUUCUAUAUGAGCUGUGCACUCUGAGACAUCCAUUUCAAGCCAAUAGCUGGAAACAUCUCAUCCUUAAGAUAUGCAAAGGGUCCUACAAUCCGCUACCAUCUCACUAUUCUUAUGAACUUCAUUACUUAAUAAAACAGAUGUUUAAGAGAAAUCCCAAGAACCGUCCAUCAGCCAGUACUAUUCUUGCAAGAGGUUGCUUAACCAAACUUAUAAAAAAUUGUUUGCCUUCUGAGAUAACACAUGAGUUUGAGCAGGUAUUAAAGGAAACCAAGAAACAUGAAGGCAAUGCAGCAAGACCAAAGGGUAAUGUCAUGGCUGGUGGAAGCUCAAAUAAUAAGAAAGAAAAUAGGCAAAAUAAAGAUGAAAGCAAGUGUAGCCCCUUAGGAAGGAAAAAUAUUACUAAGUAUUUGAGUGAAAGCACAAAGGAACGAAGGAAAUCUGAUGAAGACGUAGAAACUUCUGAUGUCCUCCCAGGAAUUACUGAUUUGUCACAUCCCUGUAGGAAGCAAUGGGAAAAGAGGAUAUCCAAUACCGUAGUGGAUGUCCUGGAAAAUGUGUCCUUGCUUUCUUCCAGUUUUAUAUCUGAAGAGGCUAAAAGUGGCUGUGUUAUAAACUACAGUGAAAAUAAGCCACGUAAGCAGUGGAACAAGGAAACUCCUCAGACCCUGAUGAACAUUCUCAAUAAUGCAGAUGUCAGCUUAGCAUUUAAAACAUACACAAUUUAUAAACCAGCUUCUGAAAAUACAUUAAGAGGUCCGCUUUCUGAUGGAACUGAAGCAUCUGAUGAAGUAGAUGGUGAACAUGAAGCUGUUGUCAUAGAUUUGGAGAGACUUGAGCCUAGAUCUGAUGAAGAUGACACGUACGUUCAAAUGACAUCCUUAUAUUUUUGGGUUUUCUGUGCUAUAUUUAUAGUUAUUGAUGGUGUUGAGAUUAAGCAGGUUGCUUGUUAUUAG